AUGGUAAAAUAAUAGAUUUAGUUAAUAGAAAAAUGGUACAAGUAGCGCGUAACAUACUUUCUGUCGGUAUGCAAAUCAACAACCGGAGAAAUCGCCGGAGAAUGAGAUGCAGUGGUACGUCGUCGCAUCGCUCCUCACAGUUCUCACCAGUUCUCAGGGAAUUUUGACUACAUUGUCACAGAGUAAUGGGGGAUACAAGUAUGACUAUGCAACUAUUCCUUUUCUUGCUGAAAUCUUCAAGCUUAUUGUAUCCAGCAUCUUCCUAUGGAGAGAGUGUAAGAAAUCACCUCCUCCUAGAAUGACAACAGAAUGGAAGAGUGUUCGAUUAUACCCAAUCCCCUCUAUUAUAUACCUCAUCCAUAACAAUGUUCAAUUUGCAACCCUCACAUAUGUUGAUACAUCCACAUAUCAAAUACUUGGAAAUUUGAAAAUUGUCACUACAGGAAUAUUAUUCAGGCUGUUCUUGAAGAGAAAACUCUCCACAUUGCAGUGGAUGGCAAUAGUUUUAUUGGCUGUUGGAACAACCACAAGUCAGGUUAAAGGAUGUGGAGGAGCAUCUUGUGAGUCUCUCUUCUCAUCCCCAAUCCAAGGGUACAUGUUAGGUGUCUUAUCAGCUUGUCUUUCAGCAUUAGCUGGUGUUUACACUGAAUUCUUAAUGAAAAAAACUAACGACAGUUUAUACUGGCAGAAUGUUCAACUCUACACGUUUGGUGCAAUUUUUAACAUGGCAAGACUUUUUGCGGAUGAUUUUAGAGGAGGAUUUGAGAAAGGAGCAUGGUGGGAACGCCUCUUUAAUGGCUACACUAUUACAACAUGGUUGGUGGUGUUGAAUCUUGGUUCCACUGGUUUACUUGUCUCAUGGCUGAUGAAGUAUGCUGACAACAUUGUCAAGGUGUAUUCCACAUCAAUGGCUAUGCUACUCACAAUGGUUUUGUCUGUCUUCCUCUUUACUUUCAAACCAACAUUACAACUUCUUUUGGGUAUUAUUAUCUGCAUAAUGUCGUUACACAUGUAUUUUGCACCUCCAACCACACUUGUUGACUUGCCUCUGAAGUCAACGCCUGUUGAAGUUUCAGUAGACCGAAGAACAGAUACAGAUUCUUGAUUCAUCUUCUUCUUCUUCUUCUUCUUCUUUAAAAUAGACGAUUAUUUGGUAAGUUGAUGCUAAUCGUUUUUUAUUUUUAUUUUUUAAUUUUACUCAUUUGAACCAUAAAUAUUUUUCUAUUCCAUCGUGUAAUUGAUUUUUAGUACGAUAUUUGAUCCAAAAAAGAAAAAAGAAAGUACAACCUAUUUGAUUA
Messenger RNA from Lactuca sativa (garden lettuce), 1298 nucleotides. RefSeq names its product Nucleotide-sugar transporter family protein. Gene Ontology annotation, biological process: pyrimidine nucleotide-sugar transmembrane transport. Gene Ontology annotation, cellular component: Golgi membrane. Gene Ontology annotation, molecular function: pyrimidine nucleotide-sugar transmembrane transporter activity. Lineage: Eukaryota; Viridiplantae; Streptophyta; Magnoliopsida; Asterales; Asteraceae. The record is from RefSeq and is a predicted model, not a curated record.